GCGGUUUCUAUAUGACAGCAGCUAUCGUUACUGCUGUGUUUUUGUCGACCUGUGGUCAGCAGAAAUGCAGAGGAAUGAGGCCGGAACAGCGCCCACUGCAGACCGCGCACAGACAGCACUCCCCCUGACAUCUCUCCGCGCUGGCUCGUUUCCCUCUAAUUGGUUUCGCUCGGACCAGUCAGUGGAGAGCUCACCUGCUUUUAAUUGGACUAUCGCGACAAGUUGCUGAACUGACGUCAACACAACCGGUUGACAACUUUUCGCGCGACGAUAUCUGAGGAUUUUCGCGCGAGACUAAUUGACUGCACCACGCAGGGACGCGCUGUUCAGCGGCAAACCAGGCUGACGAGACGAACGAGGGGAACGGGCGCAGGCUUCUCCAGCCCGUGCUUGGAUGUAUGGAUGUAGGGCAGAGGAGAGUCGGAGCUUCUCGGCAUGGACCAAAUAGCUUCCAGUUGAGAGCAAAAGAGCAGGGACAUUGAUUUAAUAUAUUUAUAUUAAUAAUCAGGAGUAGGGUAUUUUCUCCCUACAAGCCGCCCAAUCUAUUUCCCUGAAAUCAGCAAAGAAUAAUUUUUUAUAUAUAUAUAUAUAUUUUGGUUUUUUGCGCAAGUGGUCGGUGUGUCCCUGCCUCCGGAUCCAUGGGUUGCACUGUGAGUGCUGAGGAUAAGGCUGCGGCGGAGAGGUCAAAGAUGAUUGACAAAAACCUCCGAGAAGAUGGAGAGAAAGCAGCAAGAGAGGUGAAAUUGCUUUUGUUAGGUGCUGGGGAGUCUGGAAAGAGCACCAUUGUAAAGCAAAUGAAGAUCAUCCACGAAGAUGGCUACUCAGAAGAUGAGUGUAAACAGUACAGAGCCGUUGUUUACAGUAAUACCAUCCAGUCGAUUAUGGCCAUUGUUAAAGCCAUGGCCAGCCUCAAGAUAGACUACAGUGACCCUGCCAGGACGGACGAUGCCCAGCAGCUCUUCUCUCUCGCUGCAGCUGCGGAAGAGCAAGGCAUUCUUCCUGAAGACUUGGCCAACGUGAUCAGGCGGUUGUGGGCCGACAGCGGCAUACAGAGUUGCUUUACGAGGUCGCGAGAAUACCAGCUCAAUGACUCGGCGGCGUAUUACCUGAAUGAUCUGGAGAGGAUAGCAAAAGCAGAUUACAUCCCCACCCAGCAGGAUGUGCUACGCACUCGGGUUAAGACAACCGGCAUCGUUGAGACUCACUUCACCUUCAAGGAAUUGCACUUCAAAAUGUUUGAUGUGGGAGGCCAGCGGUCAGAGAGAAAGAAGUGGAUUCACUGCUUUGAAGGAGUAACAGCCAUUAUCUUUUGUGUUGCACUGAGUGCAUAUGACCUGGUGCUGGCUGAGGAUGAAGAGAUGAACCGAAUGCAUGAGAGUAUGAAGCUUUUCGACUCCAUCUGCAACAACAAGUGGUUCACCGAAACCUCCAUCAUCCUCUUCCUCAACAAGAAGGACCUCUUCGAGGAGAAGAUCACUCGCAGCCCCCUCACCAUCUGCUUCCCCGAAUACACAGGAGCCAACAAGUUUGAUGAAGCUGCCAGUUACAUCCAGACCAAGUUUGAGGACCUGAACAAGAAAAAGGACACCAAGGAGAUCUACACCCACUUCACUUGUGCCACUGACACCAAGAACGUUCAGUUUGUCUUCGACGCUGUCACCGACGUUAUUAUUAAGAACAACCUGAAAGACUGCGGUCUUUUCUAAAGGACAGCACCCAUCACAAACGGACUGCAUGAGAGACUGCAAUAGCCAUGUGACGAUUCCUGCUUUUCAUAAUGAAAACCAUGAUGUGUUUGUUUUUUGUUUUUGAAAGAGGAACCUGUCAGAACUUCUGCAGUCACCGAUCCACGUCCACCUUCAUCCACAUUUCCCUUUGUAGGGAGUUUUUUAUUCAUCAUAAUCAAACACAUAUUUGAUCCUAAAACACAAUUUGUAUCGUAAUUUUAAACUGCGACACUUUAAUAAGAUCUGUAACGACAUAUUAUCCUUGUAGCUUUUGUUUGAAAUGCAAAACAUGACAUGUUAUCACAGCACAAUGGUGGUGGAUAGUGGGGAGAUUUUGAAGGAUUUAAUCAUUAAUUGACCAUUUAAUGCUCUGAUGGGUUCAUUUCAUUUUUCAUAAAUUUUGUCUUGUUAUUGGCUGAAAAAAGGAAACAAUUGACAAAAAACUUUUUUUUUUUUCUAAAAAAAAAAGCACAUGAACUUCAGUUAACUUUAUUUUAAUACCCUUAUAACUGCACAGAGAUUAUUUUUUAGAAGAAAACUGAGCAUGGAAACAGAAACUGGAUGAAGGAUAAAUGUUUUUUUUUGUACACUGUUUACACAGAGUCAAUAUUCACACAUGUAUAGUGGAUCAUUCUGCAUGACCCUCCAUAGAUUAUUAGCCUGUAAUCUCCCCCCAUAAACUGAUUACCAACCCCAAAGCAUCAUGUUUAAAAAAUAAAA
This is a messenger RNA of Poecilia latipinna (sailfin molly), 2447 nucleotides long. RefSeq names its product guanine nucleotide binding protein (G protein), alpha inhibiting activity polypeptide 2b (gene gnai2b). The transcript has 9 exons. Gene Ontology annotation, biological process: gamma-aminobutyric acid signaling pathway; G protein-coupled adenosine receptor signaling pathway; adenylate cyclase-inhibiting G protein-coupled receptor signaling pathway. Gene Ontology annotation, cellular component: heterotrimeric G-protein complex; cytoplasm. Lineage: Eukaryota; Metazoa; Chordata; Actinopteri; Cyprinodontiformes; Poeciliidae. Gene Ontology annotation, molecular function: G-protein beta/gamma-subunit complex binding; GTP binding; G protein-coupled receptor binding. The record is from RefSeq and is a predicted model, not a curated record. Bases 639 to 1706 code for a protein of 355 amino acids.